Messenger RNA from Mytilus trossulus (common blue mussel), 1947 nucleotides. RefSeq names its product potassium voltage-gated channel protein Shaw-like. The transcript has 2 exons. Gene Ontology annotation, biological process: protein homooligomerization; potassium ion transmembrane transport. Gene Ontology annotation, cellular component: membrane; voltage-gated potassium channel complex. The coding region runs from base 64 to 1464 and encodes 466 amino acids. Lineage: Eukaryota; Metazoa; Mollusca; Bivalvia; Mytilida; Mytilidae. Gene Ontology annotation, molecular function: voltage-gated potassium channel activity. The record is from RefSeq and is a predicted model, not a curated record.
UAAAUGUAAAAAUCUUGGUUAUAAACAGACAUACGUGGAUGUGAAACAAAUCUUUAAGGAGACAUGUCAGAAGAGGUACAAAUAAACGUAGGAGGGACUCUGUUUAUAACAAAAUGGUCAACAUUACACAAACAUCGAAACACGUUAUUAGGUUCGCUCUCAACUACAUCAGAAUUCUACAGCAAGAAGAAACAGUAUUUCUACUUCGAUAGGAACCCAGAUUAUUUCAACAUCAUUUUAGACUUUUACAGGAAUGGACAUAUUCAUUUUCCAACUCAUGUUUGUGGAUGGAUCUGGAAACAGGAACUGAAAUUUUGGAGAAUUCCGGAAACAGAAAUAUCCGAAUGUUGUUACCCGACUUACGUCAAAUACGACAAAAAUAGAGCUGUGACUGAGUAUAUCAAAAAUGCUUUUAUCGUGUAUACAGCCGAGUACCAGACGAAAGCAGUUUCCUGUUUAACAGGGAUCACACAAAGAAUAUGGCUGUUUCUGGAGGAACCCACAUCAUCACUAGCAGCUCGGAUCUUUGGUGUCAUCUAUAUUCUGGUAGUAGUCUUGUCAGCAAUUACCCCGAUGUUGGUAACUUAUCCGGACAUCAGAGAACAAAUUGUGGACAUCAACGUAUUGGUUUAUGUGAUGACCAUGAAAGGCUUAAAUUUAUGGAUAAACACAGAAAAUCCGAAGGAAGUCAUGUUCGUUACAACAAAAAUGCCUGACUGGCUUCAAAAUUUGGAUCUUUUCAUAAUGAUCUUCUUUUCCUUUGAACAGCUUUUAAGGUUUAUAAGUUGUCCAAGAAAGUUACAUUUUUUCAAAGACUGGUUAAAUGUUUUAGAUAUUCUAUUGUUUAUCGCUAUGUGGGUACGUUAUGGAAUAUCACACCACAGGGAAAAAAUUCUCGAAAGUUUAGAUCUGUUAAUCAUAUAUGCCGUCUGCUAUAGCGUUGUUGUUUUUCGUCUGCUAAGAUUCUUCCGAAUCACCAGACAGUACAGUGCCCUUCGGAUACUAUUGAUGUCUGUUCGGGCCAGCCUGAAGGAACUUAGUCUGCUCAUUAUAACUGUUAUGGUGUUUAUACUGCUAUUUUCCAAUCUCAUAUAUUUUGCUGAGCUUCGCGAGCCAUCGACAUUUCCAAAUAUGCUGACCGGUCUUUGGUGGUCUGUUGUUACUAUGACUACCGUCGGGUAUGGUGACGUGGUACCGCAUUCUGUUCUUGGGUGCUUGGUUGGAUCAAUCUGCGCAAUGUCCGGUUUACUGAUACUUGCCAUGCCAAUUGCUGUGAUAGCUGGGAAAUUUAAUGACCUAUAUGAGAAAAAUGCUGAAAGGGAAGAUUUUAUCAAACUACAUCAGCAGAAUGAAAUAGCUGAAAACCAAAUUCAACCUUGGGAGAAGAUAAAAUCAAUGAAAAAAGAUGGGAUCGGUAAUGCAGACGGUUUGAGAAUCGUAGAUUUAUCAAUGGGACAAGAAUGAUGGCGCACGACUUCGAACUUUCUUAGGACUUACUAACUAACUUCAGGAAAAAUUACUUUAUAGAAAUAGACUGAACGCUUUAACUGAACGUUUUAAUCAUGUCCUACUGGUGAGGAUCUAGUAAGCUUCUCAGUGAUCAAAAUUAGUUUUUGUCAAACUACGCUAUUCAAGGAAAAUUUUCCGAUAAAGUGUAUGCACCAAGUUUUUUGACAAAUUAUUAAAGAAAUUCUUUUGACAAAAUUUUAUGAAUACUAAACUAGCUAAAUUAGUUUAAGUCAGACGAGGUGUUUGGUACCACCUUAAAAGCAAAUAAAACAAUUUAUUACGUUUACGUCGUUUGGUCUGUGAUGGAUAUUUGUUACUUUGUAAAUACUACCAUAGUAUCUUUAUUUUUUAUAUUUAUAUACGUGAAAUUAUGCUUCUCGUGUAUGAACUUAAUGAGUGAGAGAAUUUAGAUUUACAAUGAUUAAAUUGUUGCUUGUA